This is a messenger RNA of Manihot esculenta (cassava), 1428 nucleotides long. Its product is annotated as probable lactoylglutathione lyase, chloroplastic. The coding region runs from base 24 to 1181 and encodes 385 amino acids. Gene Ontology annotation, cellular component: cytoplasm. Lineage: Eukaryota; Viridiplantae; Streptophyta; Magnoliopsida; Malpighiales; Euphorbiaceae. Gene Ontology annotation, molecular function: metal ion binding; lactoylglutathione lyase activity. The transcript has 9 exons. The record is from RefSeq and is a predicted model, not a curated record.
CAGAGGAAGCAACAGCAGUAAAAAUGCUAAGAACAAUGGCUCUACCAUCCUCCUCUUCUUCUCCUCCUCUGAGCGUGUCAACGCAGAUGAAGCAGCACAUAAAACAAGAUUCUUUUCGCCCACAUUCUUUGAAGUUUUCUUCUAUGCAGAAAGAAAACAAUAUCAAUGAUGAUAAUGUAGCCUCUUUCAAUCAGAAUCCGUCUAGAAGACUUGCUCUCCUAAAACUUGGUGCCGCUAUCCCUGAGUCCCACUUGUUGGGCGUAAGAGCAUCUAAAUUGUUAAGCGCAGAUGAAAAUAUGAUGAGACCUCGCACACCUCCAAAAAUGGCACCAGUGAGCACAGCAGUUGCUGAGGAAAAUCCAUUAGAGUGGGUUAACAAGGACAAAAGAAGAAUGCUUCAUGUUGUUUAUCGUGUUGGUGACUUGGAGAAGACAAUAAAAUUUUAUACUGAAUGCUUGGGGAUGAAACUAUUAAGAAAACGGGACAUACCAGAGGAGAGAUAUACAAAUGCAUUUCUUGGAUAUGGACCAGAAGAUUCUCAUUUUACUGUUGAACUUACUUAUAAUUAUGGAGUUGACAAAUAUAAUAUUGGAACUGGAUUUGGCCAUUUUGGCAUUGCAGUAGAGGAUGUUGCCAAGACGGUAAAUCUUGUGAAGGCAAAGGGGGGCAAAGUUACUAGUGAACCUGGUCUUGUUGAAGGUGGAAGUACAAUGAGUGCUUUUGUUGAAGAUCCAGACGGUUAUAAAUUUGAGCUUUUGGAGAGAGGGCUUACACCUGAGCCCCUAUGCCAAGUGAUGCUUAGAGUGGGUGAUCUUGAUCAUGCUGUAAAUUUCUACAAUAAGGCCUUUGGCAUGCAGCUUCUUCAAAGAAGGGAUUUCCCAGAAUCGAAGUAUGCUGUAGCAAUAAUGGGGUAUGGUCCGGAAGAUAAAAAUGCUGUGCUGGAACUGACAUAUAACUAUGGGGUCACAGAAUAUGACAAAGGAAAUGGUUAUGCACAGAUUGCAAUAGGCACAGAUGAUGUCUAUAAGAGUGCCAAAGCAAUUGAGCUUUGUGGAGGAAGCAUUAUUCGUGAACCUGGACCUUUACCAGGGAUUAAUACCAAGAUUACGGCAUGCUUGGACCCAGAUGGUUGGAAAUCAGUCUUGGUUGAUAAUGUUGAUUUUCUAAGGGAACUAGAAUGAUCAAAGUCUUUGGUGGCUUUAUUCAAUCCAUGGGAAGAUUCAUAACAAUUUUGUUGCUUUGGAAUGUUGCCUUUUAGGAAAUAACCAUUUUCUUACAAGAAAUAUCCCAUGCUAGAAUGUGCUUCAUUUGCCAAUUUCAUUCAGUAGAUCCCUCCUUCAUUCAGCUUUGUAUAUGACAAACAAUUGUUAUAAGCGCAUUCUUAUUUUUCAAUUUUAAGAAAGUAAGAGAUAUAAAAUUGCUUGUUAA